AUUCCACCUCUGAUUUUCGUCAAAAUAUCUUCCUCGUUCUCAUUUCUCCCAUUUUGUAACCAAUAAAAUAAAACAAAAAAGAAAACCCUAGAACGGGAGAGAUUUCAUACCCAAAAAAUCUCUUCCUUCUAUCUUCCCCCAUUCUCUCUCAACACUUUCCUAUCUUUCCCUCAUUCAAUUCAAAUUUCCAAUUUCCAAUUUCCAAUUUCUACUUUUCAAUUUCCAAUAUUCAAGAUCCGGUGAAUUUUUCAUUAUUUUAUGGUAAGAAGAUUGUGAUGCAGCUAGGUUUACCGCAAAGCGAUUCGAUUCAGAUUCGCGAAGUGUGGAACGAUAAUCUUGAAGCAGAGUUCGCUUUAAUUCGGGAAAUCGUCGAUGCUUAUCCUUACAUAGCCAUGGACACGGAGUUCCCUGGAAUUGUUCUUCGUCCUGUUGGUAGUUUCAAAAACAGUUACGAUUUCCAUUAUCAAACCCUAAAAGACAACGUGGACAUGCUCAAGCUCAUUCAAUUGGGUCUCACUUUCUCCGAUGAGCAUGGGAACCUUCCUACUUUCCGCGACGAUGACGAUGAUAGGUUCUGUAUCUGGCAAUUCAAUUUCAGAGAAUUCAAUGUGAAUGAGGAUAUUUUUGCAAAUGAUUCCAUAGAGCUUUUGAGACAGUGUGGGAUUGAUUUCGAGAAGAAUAAUGAGAACGGUAUUGAUGCUCGGAGAUUCGGUGAGCUUUUGAUGUCUUCUGGAAUUGUUUUGAAUGAUAGUGUUCAUUGGGUAACUUUUCACAGUGGGUAUGAUUUUGGUUAUUUGUUGAAGUUAUUGACUUGUCAGAAUUUGCCUGAUACACAAGUUGGGUUCUUUAAUUUGAUCAACAUGUAUUUCCCUACUGUGUAUGAUAUCAAACAUUUAAUGAAGUUUUGCAAUAGUCUUCAUGGAGGGUUGAACAAGCUUGCGGAGUUGUUGGAGGUCGAGAGGGUUGGGAUUUGUCAUCAAGCAGGCUCCGACAGUUUGCUCACAUCGUGUACAUUCAUGAAAUUGAAAGAGAAUUUCUUUAGUGGAUCUUUGGAGAGAUACGCAGGGGUCUUAUAUGGGUUAGGUCUUGAGAAUGGACAGAGUACUCAUUAAGUUAAAGAAAAAAAGAAAAAAAAAGAAAUUAGAAAAAUAAAAUCGCAAAAAAAGUCGGUAGAUCUGUGUAUUUGAGCCGCUGUAUAUCGGGUGAAAUACCCACUUCUAUGUAAAAUCUGACAUUUAAGUGUCUUUACUCAUGAAAACCCUUCUUUGUUACUUA
Messenger RNA from Lathyrus oleraceus (garden pea), 1275 nucleotides. RefSeq names its product probable CCR4-associated factor 1 homolog 7. Gene Ontology annotation, molecular function: nucleic acid binding; poly(A)-specific ribonuclease activity. Gene Ontology annotation, cellular component: CCR4-NOT complex. The transcript has 2 exons. Lineage: Eukaryota; Viridiplantae; Streptophyta; Magnoliopsida; Fabales; Fabaceae. The record is from RefSeq and is a predicted model, not a curated record. Bases 276 to 1112 code for a protein of 278 amino acids.